GUUUCGCGCCAAUUGUAAACACGUGAACAAAACAAAAGAUGGCAGGGUUCGACGAAGGUGGUGUAUUUUUCAGCGAUAACUUUGCAUCUGAGGAGCAAACUGAUGAAAAUCAAAUCAACAGACAACAAGUGAAGAAACGUUUAAAGGACUUUAUCCGUCAAUUUCACGAAGGAAACUUCUCAUACACAUACAGGGACCAGUUGAAACGUAACUACAACUUGGGACAGCAUUGGUUGGAUGUCGAAAUUGAAGAUGUGUCCAGCUUUGACGAAGCACUAGCAGAGAAGUUAUCAAAAAUUCCUUCAGAGCACCUACCUUUGUUUGAAGAUGCAGCCAAAGAAGUUGCUGAUGAGGUCACACGUCCCCGCCCCGAAGGAGAGGAAGACGUUCAUGAUAUACAAGUCAUGCUGUCUUCUAAUGCCAAUCCCUGCGGGCUUAGAGAGCUCAAGUCGGAACAAAUGGCAAGGUUGGUGAAGAUUCCUGGUAUAGUCAUAGCGGCAUCGGCAAUCAAAGCUAAAGCGACCAAACUGACAAUUCAGUGCAGGAGCUGCAAGAACACGCUGAAUAACAUUCCUGUGAACCCAGGUCUGGAAGGAUACGCACUGCCAAGAAAAUGCAACACUGAGCAAGCAGGGAGACCUAAGUGUCCAAUUGACCCAUUUUACAUUGUUCCAGACAAAUGUAAGUGUGUGGAUUUCCAGGUCCUCAAACUCCAGGAAGCCCCGGAGGCUGUUCCCAAUGGAGAAAUGCCCAGACACAUGCAGCUCUACUGCGACAGGUACAUGUGUGAUAAAGUUGUACCGGGCAACAGAGUGACUGUGGUUGGAAUAUACUCCAUUAAAAAGACAGGCAAGCCAACUAAAGGAGCUGGCAGGGAGAAAGUGAAUGUUGGAAUCAGGAGCCCGUACUUCAGGGUCCUUGGUAUCAAGGUGGACAGCGAUGGGACAGGUAGAGGAGGCUCGACCCCCAUCACCCCAGGAGAUGAGGAAGAGUUCAGAAGAAUGGCCAAUGACCCCAACAUCUAUGAAACCAUAGCCAAAAGCAUUGCACCAUCCAUUUAUGGAAGCCUUGAUAUCAAGAAAGCAAUCUCUUGUCUUCUGUUUGGUGGAUCAAGAAAAAGAAUGCCAGAUGGUUUGAUGAGGAGGGGAGAUGUCAACCUUCUUAUGUUGGGUGACCCUGGUACAGCCAAAUCUCAGCUGCUAAAGUUUGUUGAGCGGUGUUCCCCUAUUGGUGUGUACACUUCUGGCAAGGGCAGCAGUGCUGCUGGUCUGACAGCAUCAGUCAUUAGGGACCCGCAAACAAGGAACUUUGUGAUGGAAGGAGGUGCGAUGGUGCUGGCUGAUGGAGGGGUGGUGUGUAUUGACGAAUUUGACAAGAUGAGAGAAGACGACAGGGUAGCCAUUCACGAAGCCAUGGAACAACAGACCAUAUCUAUUGCUAAGGCUGGAAUCACAACCACCUUGAAUUCAAGAUGUUCUGUGCUGGCUGCUGCAAACAGUGUGUAUGGUCGCUGGGAUGAGACAAAGGGAGAGGAGAAUAUAGACUUCAUGCCCACCAUUCUCUCUCGUUUUGACAUGAUAUUUAUUGUGAAAGAUGAACACAACGAGUCAAGAGACAUGACCCUAGCAAAACAUGUGAUGAAUGUACAUCUGAAUGCUCUCCAAAUGACAGAAGAACAAGCUGAAGGAGAAAUUGACUUAAAUACACUGAAGAAGUACAUUCAGUACUGUAGAUCUAAAUGUGGUCCUAGGCUUUCUCCAGAAGCUGCAGAAAAGCUGAAGAACAGAUAUGUUUUGAUGAGGAAUGGAGCUGGUGAAUAUGAAAGAGAAACUGGCAAGAAAAUAACCAUCCCUAUCACAGUCAGACAAUUAGAGGCCAUCAUUAGAAUGUCGGAAUCUCUGGCCAAGAUGAAGUUGAAACCCUUUGCGUCUGAGAGGGAGGUAGACGAGGCACUGAGAUUGUUUCAGGUGUCAACACUAGAUGCUGCCAUGUCAGGAAAUCUUUCGGGUGUGGAAGGGUUUACAACUGAGGAAGAUCAGGAAUUGUUGUCAAGAAUAGAAAAGCAGAUCAAGAGGCGGUUCAUCAUUGGAUCUCAGGUCUCGGAACACGCCAUCAUACAGGACUUUACAAGACAGAAAUACCCAGAAAGAUCAAUUCAGAAAGUGCUGCAUUUCAUGUUGAGAAGAGGUGAGAUUCAGCACCGUAUGCAGAGGAAGAUGUUGUACCGUGUGAAAUAAGACGGCUUAGUGGCUGUGAAAGGGACAUAGUUAUUGUUCACACAAAGGGAUAUCAAAACCCUUUAAAGGUGUAAAAAUUAAAACUUGGAUCAGAUGGAAAUAUGACUUGAUUAUAUGUUUAUAUACAUGUAGUGACAAUGAUGAUGAUAAAUUAUUUGUAUUAUACGCAUCAUGUAAAAAUUUGCAUGUCAGAGGUCAAUGUAUUAAAAGGUUACCCUGGAAAA
Messenger RNA from Magallana angulata, 2461 nucleotides. RefSeq names its product DNA replication licensing factor mcm5-like. Gene Ontology annotation, cellular component: nucleus; MCM complex. The transcript is spliced from 15 exons. Gene Ontology annotation, biological process: DNA replication; DNA replication initiation; double-strand break repair via break-induced replication. NCBI's taxonomy places the organism in Eukaryota, Metazoa, Mollusca, Bivalvia, Ostreida, Ostreidae. Gene Ontology annotation, molecular function: DNA replication origin binding; single-stranded DNA binding; ATP binding. The record is from RefSeq and is a predicted model, not a curated record. The coding region runs from base 39 to 2237 and encodes 732 amino acids.